Messenger RNA from Cololabis saira (Pacific saury), 972 nucleotides. RefSeq names its product trace amine-associated receptor 1-like. The transcript has a single exon. Gene Ontology annotation, cellular component: membrane. Bases 1 to 972 code for a protein of 323 amino acids. NCBI's taxonomy places the organism in Eukaryota, Metazoa, Chordata, Actinopteri, Beloniformes, Belonidae. The record is from RefSeq and is a predicted model, not a curated record. Gene Ontology annotation, biological process: G protein-coupled receptor signaling pathway. Gene Ontology annotation, molecular function: trace-amine receptor activity.
AUGGACAACAGCAGUUAUGUUGUUAAUGACAUCCACCCCUGCUAUGAGCUACACGAUGGCUUUUAUAUAUUCACCAGUAGCCCUUCUAUUGCAUGUGUCUUGUUAAAUGUUUUUCUUGGUUCAAUGUCUGUUGGGACAAUAUGUGGAAACCUUCUUGUAAUAAUCUCCAUCAUUUAUUUCAAACAGCUGCAGACUCCUACUAACUACCUCGUCCUCUCUCUGGCUGUCACCGACCUGCUUGUUGGAGUUUUAGUCUUCCCGUUCAGCAUGGCGGUCACUGUGAGCUCGUGUUUGUAUCAUGAAGAUUUAUUCUGCAAGAUUCGGGACAGUUUUGACGUUACACUGUGCACAUCCUCUAUUCUGAGCCUGUGCUUCAUCUCCAUAGACAGAUAUUACGCAGUAUGUCAGCCUCUCACCUACAGAACCAGAAUAAAUACUCGAGUAACUCUGAUCAUGAUCGUGGUGAGCUGGAGUGUCUCUGUUGCAAUCGGGAUCGGCAUCAUCGUUGCAGGAUUCAGCCAAGGUACAUGUGAAGAAGCGUGCUCAGCUGAUCUUCUGGUGGCCAACACCAUGGGGCCGGUGUUUUCAUUCUACCUUCCUGCUGUCAUCAUGCUCUGCAUUUACCUCAAGAUUUUCCUUGUUGCACAGAAACAAGUAAACAGUAUCCACAAUGCAAAUUCUGGAGCAACUGUUAGUAAGAUGGAGAGGAAGGCCACCAAAACUCUGGCUAUCGUUAUGGGUGUGUUUCUUUUAUGUCUCUCUCCUUACUUCAUCUGUGUUGUUUUUCAGCCUCUAGCUCAUGAUCCAGCUCCCGUCCCUGUGAUUGAAUCACUGAACUGGCUGGCUUUGUCCAAUUCGAUGCUGAAUCCUUUGAUUUAUGCUUUCUUUUACAGCUGGUUCAGAUCAGCGUUCAAAAUGAUAAUUUCUGGAAAAAUAUUCCAAGAUUCAUCUGUUCACUUUUCUCUCUUUUGA